UGAGCCCGUUAUCAACCCUUUUAAUUGCAUUUUAGAUAGUGUAUCGUUUGCAAUCGCCUGUUUCGCUAUGUUCUAAAUCUAACCUGACGUCCACCAUGUAUAGAAUGGCGUCUCCAUCUACAUUUUUAAUUAUAGGUUCAGUGCUUUUGUUAUGUACAUCAAAUGUGCUAAGUGACUCUGUGAAGGUUAACUUGCGGACGCUAGAUAACGAAAAGUGUGGUGCUGAAAACGGUUGGUCUUUAGUCGAUUUAAAAAACCUUUCAAUAGAACCUAUUGGAAAUGACGAAGUACUUCGAGCUUCAACCUUCAGCUGCGCAUCAUUCCCCUUUCAUAACGAGGGAACUGUAACUUUGGAUAUAACUGUAUAUUACGAAGAUGUGUCAGAUCAUAGCAGAAUAGAAAUCCAAGUGAUAGAGAAUGGAAUUCUCCUGAAUAACUAUGUAUACAACAAGUCUAACGAAGACUUCGUGCAAGGAUGGAAUACUAUUUCUUUACCGAUCGCAAAGAAAGCUUCCGGAAUCGUAACCCUACUAGGAUUCAAUUAUGAUCAAGCCAUCGUAUUAAUAGACUCCAUUCAAAUAAAAAACAAAGAAAACGAACGAGAUAUAAGUAUAGAUCCUAGCAAUAUAGAUUUUUCUGAUAAUAUUAAUAAUUUUCUAGUCAACCCUCAUGCAAAAGGAGACACAAAAUUUGCACAAGAAGAAGAUUAUGUUACUUUUCCUAAAAAUUAUAAAAGCGAAACAAAACUUGACGUUGAAGAUUUUGUUGAUAUUGGCACCCCUGAUUUGUAUGAAACGGAAUUUAUAAAUGACAAUAUCAAAAGUAAUCCAAAAAUGGGCACAGAGGUACUUUACUCUAACAAUGGUAAUAUUAAUACAGAUAACAAUAAUGAUAAUGUGAAUGGAUGUAAUGAAUGCAAAAACGUGAAAGAUGGGAACAAUAAAGAUGAUAUUGGAGGAAACGUUAUCCGAGUAAAAGUGGACGGAAGAGAAGGAGAAAGGGAAGGUGAUGAAGGGGAAGGCGACGCAGGGGAAGGUGACGCAGGGGAAGGCGACGGAGGGGAAAGCAACGGAGGAGAAGGGGAAGGUGGAGAAGGAAGCGGAGAGGAAGGAAAUGGAGGAGAUGGAGACGGAGGAGAAGGAGAAGCUGGAGAAGGAGACGGAGGAGAAGGAAGCGGAGGAGAAGGAGAAGGUGACGGUGGAGAAGGUAACGGAGGCGAAGGCGACGGAGGAGAAGGAGAUGGUGGGGAAGGAGACGGAGGGGAAGGUGACGGAGGGGAAGGUGACGGAGGGGAAGGCGAUGGUGGAGAAGGGGAUGGAGGGGAAGGAGAAGGCGACGGUGGAGAAGGAGACGGAGGAGAAGGAGACGGAGGGGAAGGAGAAGGAGGGGAAGGUGACGGAGGGGAAGGAAACGGAGGGGAAGGUGACGGAGGGGAAGGAAACGGAGGAGAAGGUGACGGAGGGGAAGUUGAUGGAGGAGAAGGAGGUGGAGGGGAAGGAGGUGGAGGGGAAGGAGACGGGGGGGAAGGAGACGGAGGGGAAGGUGAUGGAGGGGAGGACGACAGUGGAGAAGGGGAUAGCGGGGAAGGAAACGGAGGAGAAGGCGACGGAGGAGAAGAAAAUGGUGGAGAAGGAGAUGGUGGAGAAGGAGACGGAGGGGAAGGAAAUGGAGGGGAAGGAGACGGAGGAGAUGAAGACGGAGGGAACGGCGACGGAGGAGAAGGGGAUGGGGGAGAAGGUGACGGAGGGGAAGGGGAUAGCGGAGACGGAACAGACGAUCCAUCUUUCUGGAAUGUAUGGACUAUAGUUCUAGUUUCUGUCGGUUCUGCAACCGUAGUAGGGUUAGUGGUGGUCAGCGCUUAUUACAUUGGAAAGAUGAGUGGGAAAAAGGAUGUCUCUACUGAGGAUGCAAUAUCUGACAUCGAAGCUCCAAGAAUUAUACCCAGAGUCAAAAAUGCUAGGCCACAAUACGAGAGGUUUGGUGGAAGUGAUUACGGUAAUACCACAUACAAUAGAUAAUAAAAAGCAGUGAAGAAGUUUAAAUCUACCACAAUUAAUACAUGUGUAUUAGAAUAUGGCACUGAAAUUAAAAUAAAAUCUAAUUAACUGUCAUACGAACUGAAAUUGUGCUUGUAAAUAGCCUCCUGCGGUCCAGGUUUCCAGCCACAAUUGUUAAACAAUGGAAUUUGGAUUUUUAAACGGUUUUGGGCCUUAAGACCAAAAAAUUAAAUGUGGCUGGUCAAGGUAUAAGUAAGUCAUAUUUUAUGGUUGUGUUUUUUACACUACGAUAGGUACUACGAUUGUGUAGUUUGGAAACUCUUAAUUAAGUAUAUUUAAUUUUUUUUUCGCUGAACCAUUAAUAGCGAUUCCUUAUACAUAUAACAAACAUGCAGACGAUGCAGAAGCAAAUCCACUGCUUUUCAGACUCAUAACAUAAUAACAAAUAGUUUAUUAAUCAUCCUCUGCAUGGGUUUUGCCCUUCUUGCCAAUAUCGUCAUAUUAAAUAAACACGCGAGCUGCUUUACUAUACUUAAUUUACGAGUAGGCAUACGUAUCUAUUUUGUGCAUAUAUUAUGUCCAUAACAUUAGUACAGUUAGUGCCAUAUUAUUUACCAACUCGACUCUAGUUUAACUAGUUAUAUACGGACUAGAAGUCAAAAAGCGAGCUAUGUUCACUUCCAUAUUUUUAUUGUUAUAUUUACUUGUGUGAAUAAAUACAUACCGAAUUAUGUCGCCUUAUAGUGAAAACCACAUAAGCGCGUUCUUAGAAAACACA
Molecule: messenger RNA, 2775 nt
Organism: Pectinophora gossypiella (pink bollworm)
Lineage: Eukaryota; Metazoa; Arthropoda; Insecta; Lepidoptera; Gelechiidae
Product: probable elastin-binding protein EbpS
Exons: 2
Coding region: 96-2018 (640 amino acids)
Source: RefSeq, a predicted model, not a curated record